AUGGGGAUCAUCCAGGCGGCGAGCAGACCCCAGAAGCCCCCCUGCAUUCCCUGUCCGGAGGGUUACGUUCCGGGGAAUCCCGGAACAUUCGAGGAGCUCCACAAGAAAGUCAAGGACCUCUAUCCCCCGAUAUUCGAGGGUGCUAAAUUACGAGUGAAGAGAUGCUACAACGCCGACUUUUACACGAUCCACUCCCUCAGUCUGAGCUCGAUGACGCCCUCGGGGUACAAAUUGGGCACGUGUUACACUGGCUCCAAGCGAGUGGGAAGACUGGAGCGAUAUCCCGUGAUCAUCGGGGAGCUGAUGCCCAAUGGGAACCUGGCGGCGACAAUUGUUCACACAUUGGGCUGUCGAUUGAGGGUGAAACACGUCAAUCAAGUGGUCAAAGGUAAAUUCGAGGCGUCCAGCUCCACCGUCGAGUACAGAUCGGACGAGGCAACGCUAUCAGUCACCCUGGACAACCCUGACUUCACCAAGCGCACGGGAACCCUUGUCAUUCACUAUCUCCAGGCCCUCUCCAACAGGCUGACCGCAGGCACUGAAUUCGCAUUUCACAGGAGUCAGUUGAUACCUGGGGGACGGGAGUCCAUGAUUGCACUGGCUCUGAGGUACAGCACGGGGGCUCAGACGUUCUCAGCGACUCUUGGAAAUGCUGGAUUACACUUCUGUUAUCAUCAUAAGGCCAGCCAGCAGCUGCAACUUGGGGUAGAGCUGGAAACGAAUUUGGCUAAUCAUGACUCGAGUGCUGGGAUUUUUUACCAGCUCGAUGUACCCCAUGCGGAUAUUGUCUUCAGGGGAAUGGUCAAUACCAAGUUGACGGUUGGGGGCGUGCUGGAGAAGAAACUUUAUCCGGUUCCUGACUCCUCGUUGAUGCUCAGUGUUAUGUUGAAUCAUGGGACUCAGAAUUUUCAAGUGGGAAUCGGUCUCAAUGUCGGGUGAUAAUCUAUUAUUUUAUUUUGAGUAUGUACAUUUACUGUGAUACCAGGGUUUUUUAUAUAAAAAGUAUAAUGGGAGUCUUGUGUCUUGAAAUUCGACAAUUUUUAGUUUUUAUGACGG
Molecule: messenger RNA, 1056 nt
Organism: Diachasma alloeum
Lineage: Eukaryota; Metazoa; Arthropoda; Insecta; Hymenoptera; Braconidae
Product: mitochondrial import receptor subunit TOM40 homolog 2-like
Exons: 1
Coding region: 1-939 (312 amino acids)
Biological process (GO): protein import into mitochondrial matrix
Cellular component (GO): mitochondrial outer membrane translocase complex; mitochondrial outer membrane
Molecular function (GO): transmembrane protein transporter activity
Source: RefSeq, a predicted model, not a curated record